ACAUGAGGAAAAGAUUUGGUGUUAUGCCCUUCAAGAAUCCUUCACUUAAGUGGGCCCUUCUCUCAAUGGAGUCCUCGCUGAUUACGCUAUUGGUUUUUAUUCCAGCUCCUUGCAGUGCCAUCAUGAUAAAUUGCUCUCAACCGAACCAACUGGCGCUGCUGGAGGCCCUGAAGCCGAUCUUUAAGAUGGGCGCCAUACGGCCAGUCACAAACAUGGCAACCCCCACCAACGUCAGCUUACACUUCUUCCUCUAUGGAAUAUUAGGAGUGAAUGAGAAGGCUCAACUCCUGACAACUUAUCUUUGGCAACAUUUUCUGUGGCAGAAUGAGUUUGUCAGUUGGGACCCAGUCCAGUGCGGCACUGACAAGAUUUCUCUUCCCAGACAUAAAUUUUGGGUUCCAGAUCUUAUCAUCCAUGAAUUUAUGGAUCAAGACAAAGCUCCAUUUGUUCCGUAUGUGAAUCUGCACAGCAAUGGAAAAAUGGAAGACGCAAAACCGACCAGAGUUGUCAGUACAUGUAAUCUCGACAUCUACACCUUCCCCUUUGACAUACAGGACUGCACUCUUACUUUUGGCUCCUUCAUCAACUUGGCAAGUGACUUGAAGUUGUCCCUAUCGAUGUCUGAAGAUUUUAUCACAGCGAAAUCCAAGAGUGUCAUGACCACUUUAGGGGAAUGGGAGCUGCUGAACAUCACGGCCGUAAAGCAGAUUCAUCAAUUUGGGAGUGAGGAUACCUAUGUGGAAAAGCUUCAAUUUCAUAUCCUAUUGCGACGCAGGUCCACGCUGUACGUGGUGAGCCUGCUUAUCCCCAGCAUUUUCCUUAUUACAGUGGACCUUUUUAGCUUCCUGCUACCUCCACAAAGUGCGGAUCGCUCCUCCUUCAAGAUGACCCUCAUCCUGGGCUACACCGUCUUCCUGCUCAUCAUGAAUGACCUGCUGCCUAUCACAGGAAACACCAUUCCCAUCAUGAAUGUGUUCUUCUCUUUGUGUCUGGCUCUGAUGGUGGCCAGUCUCCUGGAGACGAUCAUCGUCACCAACUUAUUGCUCACCUCUGAAAAUGUCACUCCGGUUCCUCGCUGGAUCCGUGUGCUUGUUCUGCACAUUCUAGGUCGUCUUGUUGGUCUGCCUUGGGAAGAAGUCAAAGAUGCAGACACAAGACGCACCAGUGUGUCCACACAGCAUGGAGCUGAAGAUGACCCUCAUGAGGAGAAAGGACCAGCAGUGGAGGACAGGGCGCUGCAGGAGCUGAGGAGCCUUGGUGGAGACCUGAAGGUCCUCCGCCAGCAGGUGGAGGAGCAGCUGGGGUGCAGCCGGAGCUCAAAAGAGUGGAUCCAGUGCUGCCCACAGAAAGUCAAGCCUAUGGUUCUCUUCAUCUUCGUCUCGCUCUUCAUGCACGCGUCAUGCGUCUCCAUCAUGCCGAACUGCUCUCGCCCGGAUAGCCCCGCCCUACUGGAGGCUCUCAGGCCCGUCUUCAGCCUCAGCUCCAUUCGACCCGUUGUGAACAUUUCAACUGCCACGCUUGUCAGUGUUGACUUUGUCCUGAUAGGCAUUCUCGGGGUGGUAAGCGACAUUGACAUCUAUUACAAAAAAGGUCACAACUUCUCUUGUUUAAUGGCGACCCCUAUAAAACUAAUACAUUUUGACUUCUUCUUUCAGGAUGAAAAGGCUCAGAUAGUGACAACAUUUAUCAUCCAAAUGUUGAGGUGGAGAAAUGAGUUUAUUAGCUGGGAGCCAAACAAGUGUGGUGCCCAAUGGAUUACAGUCCCAAGAAAAGUGCUGUGGGUCCCCGAUAUGGUCAUCAAUGAGUUCAUGGAGAGGAACUCAGCUCCGUUCACGCCAUACACAUAUGUGUAUCACGACGGCUUUGUGAUCGAUCUACAGCCUCUCCGAGUGGUGAGCUCCUGCAGGCUCGACAUAUACACUUUUCCAUUUGACAUCCAGAACUGCACUUUAACCUUCAACGCCUACCUGCAUCGUUGUAAGUACGAACUCAUCCAUACUCCUUUUAUAUUCACAAGUUCCACUGACAAAAUGUCAUAUUCAUCAUUUUCUCACGGACAGAUUUCAAUGCGACGCCGAUCCAUGCUGUACGUGGUGAACCUGCUGAUCCCCUGCUGCUUCCUCAUCACAGUGGACCUCUUCAGUUUCCUGCUGCCUCCUCAGAAGGUGGACCGCUCCUUGUUCAAGAUGACCCUCAUUUUGGGCUACACCGUCUUCCUGCUCCUCAUGAACGACCUGCUGCCCAUCACUGGAAACACCAUACCCCUCAUAAAUGUGUUCCUGUCCCUCUGCCUCGCUCUGAUGGUGGUGAGUCUUCUGGAGACCAUUCUCAUCACCAACCUACUGCACAAUUCUGCUCACUACUCAGAGGUUCCUCGCUGGAUCCGCAUUUUUGUCAUCCAGUUAAUGGGGCACCUGGUUCUGCUUCCUCCAAAGCCCACACAAGUGGAGCAGAUCAUCCGAAAUCCUGGCACACUUGGUAAGACCACGCUAACAGAAAUGGAGCCAUUCACUCAGAGAGCAGGUAAAGGAGCGGCCCAAAGACCAGAAGGGCCACUGGGCCAGGACAAGGCUGUGGAAGAGUUAAGGAGCCUGGGAAGAGACCUCCGAGUCAUCCGGCUGAAAGUGGAACAGGAGCUGGAUGUCAGCCAGAGCGCAGAAGAGUGGAUCCAAGUUGGUUUUAUCAUAGACCGCCUGCUGUUUGGCAUCUACACCCUCUUCAUAUCUGUCAGCUUCAUUAGCAUCAUUGUCAUGUGGGUCAACUCAUACAACGCAUCACGAUUUCACUUAUAAACUGGCAUGCUGUGCAUUAAUGACGUGUUUGAAUGGAUUGUCCUGUUAGUGUGUUAUUUGCAUGACAAUGUAGCAGCACAGUUUAUCCCCUUUUAAAUUAUAUUAUUACUCACCACUAUUGUAUCUAGUGGGGUUUUUUGUUUGUUUGUUCUUUUUUGAUAGUUUUUGUUGUUUUAUGCUUUAUUUCCUUAAAAAAAUAACUUAAUCAGCAUGUAAUGUCGGUUCAUUCAUGUAUGCUAAUAACUCAUUUGAGAAAUGAAGCAGUUUGGUCUGUUCAAAUCUUUUGUGUGUUUGUGUGUGUGUGUUUUAAAUCAACAGUCCAAUCAAUUGUUAUCAAUGAACUUAAGUGUGCCACAUGCUAACCAAGACAUUUAUAAGAUAUGAUGCUACUCCUUGACGGACAAAUCAUCCUGGACCGCAAGGACCAGAUCAUUUUGCACCUAGAUGGGUGUUUGACAGUUGAUAUAAAAAGUCUACACACCCCUGUUCAAAUGCUAGG
This is a messenger RNA of Phyllopteryx taeniolatus (common seadragon), 3291 nucleotides long. RefSeq lists its product as uncharacterized. Gene Ontology annotation, molecular function: extracellular ligand-gated monoatomic ion channel activity; transmembrane signaling receptor activity; neurotransmitter receptor activity. Gene Ontology annotation, cellular component: synapse; membrane; neuron projection. Gene Ontology annotation, biological process: signal transduction; nervous system process; regulation of membrane potential. The record is from RefSeq and is a predicted model, not a curated record. Bases 3 to 2792 code for a protein of 929 amino acids. Lineage: Eukaryota; Metazoa; Chordata; Actinopteri; Syngnathiformes; Syngnathidae. The transcript has 17 exons.